AUGCCGCCUGCCCCCGCCACCACGCUUGCCUCCUUCAACUCCCUCCUCGCGUCGCUUGCGCGCUCCGGCCGCCCCGCGCAGGCGCUCCGCACGUUCCGGGACAUGCUCGCGCGGGGCGUCCGGCCGGACCACUUCACCCUGCCCCCCGUGCUCCGCUCCUGCACGCUCACCGGCGCCGCGGGCCUAGCUUCCACCUCCCACGCGCUCGUCGUCAAGCUCGGCGCCCAGGAAAACCUCUUCGUGGCGUCUGCGCUCGUGCUCUGUUACGCGGGCCUGUCGAACCUCCCCGACGCGCGGAGGCUGUUCGACAGAAUGCUCGAGCGGGACGCGGUCCUGUGGACUUCCAUGCUGUCCGCCUACGCGCAGGGCGGGGAACCAGACGCGGCGCUGCGGUUCUUUGGUAGCAUGGUGGCAGCAGGGAUAGAGCUGGACGCGGUGGUCAUGGUCAGCUUGCUGCUCGCUUGUGGGCAGCUCGGGUGGCGCCGCCAUGGAAGAAGUGUGCACGCCUGCUGUUUCCGGAGGUUACUAGGGAUGCCACUGCCCCUCGGGAACGCACUUGUGGACAUGUAUGUCAAGUGUGGGGACUUUGCAUUCGCCGAGAGGGUGUUUGCUGGGAUGCCUAGACGGGAUGUUAUCUCGUGGAGUGCUCUGAUCCUUGGUCAUGGUUUGAAUGGGCAUUCUGAUGUUGCAUUGAGACUCUUCGAUAGAAUGGCAGCUGAAGGAAUCCAACCGAACUCAGUCACUUUUCUUGGGGCAUUGUCAGCUUGUGCACAUUCAGGCAUGGUGGACAAAGCGUAUGCAAUCUUCAAGGGGAUGAAACUGUGGGGUAUUGAGCCUGAACGGAAACACUACUCUUGUAUGGCUGACACGCUUGGGAGAGCAGGGCAUGUUGUUGAGGCUGUGAAGCUCAUAGAGGAAAUGCCUUUUGAGCCUGACGAGGCCAUGCUUGGAGGUGUACUGUCAGCCUGCCGAGUGCAUGGAGAAAUGGAGUCUGCUGAAUUGGUUUCAAAGAGAUUGAUGGACAUGUCUCCUGGAAAGAGUGGCUACUAUGUGAGCUUGGCAAACAUAUAUUCAAAUGCUGGGAGGUAUAGUGAUGCAGAGAGAAUAAGAGGCUUCAUGAAAGAAGUUAAAGUCAAUAAGCUUCCUGGAUAUAGUUCAGUUGAAUUAGAUGCUGAUAGGUUCCAUAUAACGAGCAAUUGA
Miscanthus lutarioriparius is the source of this 1200-nucleotide messenger RNA. The record is from the annotation of a GenBank genome assembly. Lineage: Eukaryota; Viridiplantae; Streptophyta; Magnoliopsida; Poales; Poaceae.